GUCACAUGACCUGUCAUGGCGACGCCAUGAAUGGAGAAAAUACAGCAACGCAUGCAAUGAGGACACGCAACUAAUGAUCCUGUUUAACUGUGUUUUUAGUUUUUUCUGUUUUACUGCACGAAGUCGACCUUCAGUACCUGUGAUAUAUUGGAUCCAAGUCACACGUGUAGAAAUGGGUCUGGAUCCAGCCUCUCUACGCUUAGACGAGCAGUUACUUCAUUUUAUGGAUCAGCUUGAGAUUCUAGAGGAGAAACGACAAAAACUUAACAUGCUCAUAGAAGAGGGAUGGUUCAACAUUUCCAAGGCUCGGUACUCGAUGGGAAACAAGCAGGUCUCAGCCCUGCAGUAUGCCAGCGAGAUGGAGCCACUUGUACUUGUCCAUGCCAGCCUAUCUGAAAAGGGUGAAGCUGCAUUCAGAUGCAAGCGAAUUAAUGACAAAGCAGAAGAACUAAAACAGAGUGAUACAGUAGAGACCAUAGGACCAACAGAAGGAGGCCUCAGAAGACGAGUAAACAUUACCAAGACAGACAUUAAGGAAGAAAAAGACACUUCCAGAGACCAAUGUGAGAAGGAAACUCAAUUUAAUUCAAAAAGUGAGAAAUCUUCAAUUAAGCAAGAUCCUCUGAAAUGGUUUGGGAUUCUUGUCCCACAAAACCUUAAGCAAGCUCAGGCAGCAUUUAAAGAAGUCAUUACUCUAUCAGCUGAGAUUUCAACCAUGCAGAGUGCAAUUGUGAAAACUAGAUUGGAGAUGAAGACCCAGAUGAAGGACAAAGAGAAGAUUGUCUCUGAAUUAAAAGAAUAACACUUCACUCAGUUAUCCUCCCUAAGUUAUUUGUUUCUCAGAUGUUGAACUGUCUCUUUUGAUGUGUAUGACAAUGUGAUUCUUAAUGAAAUAAACAAUCAAACCUGUAAUAUGCUUUUAAAUGUGAUGAUAAACUAAUGUGUGUUUACUUAGCCACCUUCCUGUUAUUCAGCUACAGGAGUACAGUGUACAUUAAAAUUUAUUCAGACUUUUUCAAA
Silurus meridionalis is the source of this 1020-nucleotide messenger RNA. It is a transcript of the gene vma22, whose product is annotated as coiled-coil domain containing 115. The record is from RefSeq and is a predicted model, not a curated record. Gene Ontology annotation, biological process: vacuolar proton-transporting V-type ATPase complex assembly. NCBI's taxonomy places the organism in Eukaryota, Metazoa, Chordata, Actinopteri, Siluriformes, Siluridae. The transcript is spliced from 5 exons. Bases 74 to 802 code for a protein of 242 amino acids. Gene Ontology annotation, cellular component: extrinsic component of endoplasmic reticulum membrane.